AUGACCACACCCAGGAAAGUUGCUAUUAUAGGCUCGGGAGUCUCUGGCCUGGGUGCUGCGUGGUUAUUAUCCGAACACUCUCCACAUCAUGUAACUCUCUACGAAUCUGGCUCUUAUCUUGGCGGACAUACACACACCGUUGACUAUACUCCACCUAAUUCUAAGACUUCCAUCCCAGUGGACACUGGUUUCAUAGUAUUCAAUCCUCUCACAUAUCCCAAUUUACUUCGAUUUUUCAACCACAAAGAAAUUGAUUAUAUGCCUUCGAACAUGUCUCUUUCUGUGUCAAGAAAUAGAGGCGACUUUGAGUGGUCAGGACAGAAUUUAUUAACUUUAUUCUGCCAAUGGGAAAAUCUGUUGAGUUUGGAUAUGUGGAGAACGAUUUUUGAUAUCUGUAAAUUUAACUGGAGAGCUACAGACUUGAUAAACACAUCAGAGGACGAUGAAGAGAGGAGGAUGAAUCUGGGUGAAUGGUUGGACAAGCACGGAUAUUCUCAGGCAUUUAAGGAUAAUUAUCUUUUGCCCAUGACAGCGGCUAUUUGGUCUACUCCAAUCGAUAAAUGUUCGAUGGAUUUCCCCGUUCUUACUCUAAUCCAAUUCAUGCACAAUCACCGUCUGUUACAAGUUGUGGACCGUGUUCAAUGGCUUACUGUUAAAAAUGGAAGCCGAAUGUACGUUGAUGCAAUAACUUCCAAAAUAGAUUCAAUUCGAUUAAAUACGAAAAUAACUAGCAUAACGCGUACAUCCACGUCAGAUGGAGUUCAAAUAACUGUCAACGACAACAAUAACGUUGGAGAAACAUACGACUAUGUGAUACUUGCUACGCAUGCUGAUCAGGCGUUGGAAAUUCUGGGAAGUGAAGCCACGGAAAAUGAGAAGAGAAUACUUGGAAAUUUUCAAUUCUCCAAGAACAAAGCUGUUUUACAUUCGGAUUUAGAGUUAAUGCCAACCCGUCGAUCUGCAUUUUCUGCCUGGAAUUACAUUACGAAAUCAGACGAGAAUACGCGCAACAUAAGUCAAGUGUCAUUAACAUACUCUAUGAAUAUUUUGCAAUCAAUUUCAGAAGAGACACAUGGACCGGUCCUAGUCUCUCUUAAUUCAAUCUACGAACCAUCUCCGUCAAAAACAUUCGCCUCUUGGGACUAUGAACAUCCAUUAAUCACUCCGGCAGCAAUCGCAGCUCAAUCUGAACUGCAUGAAAUUCAAAACCUUCCUGGUCUGCAUACUUUAUAUUGUGGCGCAUGGACAAAAUAUGGAUUUCAUGAGGAUGGAUUUACAUCUGGGUUAAGAGCUGCAGUGAUGUUAGGAGCGGUGCCGCCUUUUGCAAUAGCCGAUGCAACCUAUGUUGGAGGAAAACGAGUCGAAUUGACGAAAGCAUGGGCAACUGCAAAAGUAUUGUGGAUUAUAUUUGAGUGGACAGUAUAUUUUGUUGGAUAUUUGAUAUUCUGCGUACACGCAUUUCUGUGCGUUGUCUAUGAAGAAGGCGGCGUGUAUGUUAAAAGGGGAUUAGAGUAUGUUGAAAAGGAAUACGGAAGAACUAGUACAAAGAAGGACGAAUGA
Molecule: messenger RNA, 1560 nt
Organism: Paraglomus occultum
Lineage: Eukaryota; Fungi; Glomeromycota; Glomeromycetes; Paraglomerales; Paraglomeraceae
Source: the annotation of a GenBank genome assembly